Molecule: messenger RNA, 3817 nt
Organism: Oryzias latipes (Japanese medaka)
Lineage: Eukaryota; Metazoa; Chordata; Actinopteri; Beloniformes; Adrianichthyidae
Product: growth/differentiation factor 11
Cellular component (GO): extracellular region
Molecular function (GO): cytokine activity; growth factor activity
Source: RefSeq, a predicted model, not a curated record
UUUUCAGUGACACCCCUGAACAUACGCACACCUCCAUGGAUCAGUUUGCACAGGGGACCCCAAAACAACCACUGACCUGUACGACACGUGAGCUGGCUAUGCAUUCAUCACUCAGAUAACCUAACUUUCAGCCAAAACAGUUUGUACCGUGACACGCCGGGACGCACUUUUUUCCUUUUUGUUAUUUUCUUUUUCUUUUCCAGCCACACACUACUAAAAAAGCAUCUUUGGAUUCAUAUUUUUUUGGAUUAGAUGUAUGUCACUGAUUGUGUGCCUUUUGUAGGCUGAGGAGCGGCUCAUAAUCGAAAGAGGAUAUAUAACGGAAUAAAUCGAGUCCGAAACAAGAGAGGGGAGAGGGGAAAAGUUGCCUCUCCUGGUGUCCGCGCAUCGUCAUGCCGAAGUACAGCUUUCUGUUGUGUUUAGUGGUGCUCAUCUCCCUGGGAAAGUCAGGGAGCGAUGAGCCCAAUCUGCAGCUUCCUCCUGGCAGCGAGACGCCUUCGGAUGCCGGACUGUCUCUGCUGGACGAGGACGCAGGUUCUCACGAGUGUUCCGCCUGUGUUUGGAGGGAGCAAAGUAAAGUAUUAAGACUGGAGACCAUCAAGUCCCAGAUCCUGAGCAAGCUGCGUCUGAAACAAGCACCUAACAUCAGCCGAGAGGUGGUCAAUCAGCUGCUGCCCAAGGCGCCUCCGCUCCAGCAGCUCCUGGAUCAUCACGACUUCCAAGGAGACGCGACGUUGCAGGAUGAGUUUAUGGAAGAAGACGAGUACCACGCCACCACGGAGUCCGUGAUCACAAUGGCCUCAGAGCCGGAACCCCUGGUGCAGGUGAACGGGAAGCCCAGUUGCUGCUUCUUCAAGUUCAGCCCCAAACUGAUGUUUACCAAGGUCCUGAAGGCCCAGCUGUGGGUGUAUCUGCGACCUCUACAGCAGACCUCAACCGUCUACCUGCAGAUCCUGCGGCUGAAGCCUGUCACGGAACAGGGCAGCCGCCACAUCCGCAUCCGCUCCCUGAAGAUCGAGCUCAACUCCAGGGUUGGCCACUGGCAGAGUAUUGACUUUAAGCACGUACUGCAGAACUGGUUCAAGCAGCCACACACCAACUGGGGGAUCGACAUCAACGCCUUUGAUGAGAGCGGCAAUGACCUGGCAGUUACCUCACUACGACCUGGGGAGGAGGGGCUGCAGCCGUUUCUGGAAGUGAAAGUUCUUGAGACCAGCAAACGAUCUCGGAGAAACCUGGGCCUGGACUGCGACGAGCACUCCACCGAAUCUCGCUGCUGUCGCUACCCUCUGACGGUGGACUUUGAGGCGUUUGGAUGGGACUGGAUCAUUGCCCCCAAACGCUACAAAGCCAACUACUGCUCUGGUCAAUGCGAGUACAUGUUCAUGCAAAAAUACCCCCACACGCACCUGGUGCAACAUGCAAACCCACGAGGUUCUGCAGGGCCUUGUUGCACGCCUACCAAGAUGUCCCCCAUUAAUAUGCUUUACUUUAAUGACAAACAGCAGAUCAUUCAUGGCAAGAUACCAGGGAUGGUAGUGGAUCGAUGUGGGUGUUCUUAAAUUGUUGGAGGAGGCACAGACACAUUUUAGUAUAACUGUCUUCAAAACACCCAAAAUUCCUUACAGAGCCCCCUGGCACAAAAACCCACUCUUCCACAUCAGAUUUCACUUUUGCUCGUCCAGAAAAACCUGCCUCCAAGUUUCCAUUUUUCUGAAAAUUAAAUUUAUUUAAGUGUAUAACAAAGAAAAACAUGAUUGAAAUACAUUAAAUUAAAAAAAAAAUUUUUUUGGAGAGGGUGUCCUUUUGGAGCAAAUAUGUUAAGGAAGACAAAACUAAAUAUUUGAGUAUGUGUUAGUUAUGUGUUUUUAUGGCAUUUUUGUGAAAUGUCUAGGAUAGUGGAGUGAGACAAAAGGAGACAAGUGUUUUCCAUUAAGAAACCAACUGUUUGUCAUGUCAGUUAGGAUAUAUGUGACGUCACAGGUACACCUACUCACAGGUGAGAUUCCUUUCUCCUAAAUGUUUGCAGAGGGACAUGAGCAGAAUGAUGUUGCAAUCAAUUAAUUUAACACAAAAUAUAAUUACUGUGAUUCUGUUAGAAUAAAUUAAAACUUGUGUUUCCAUUCGUUUAGCCAUUUAAGUGUGGAAAAGAUCCAAAAACAAACCAAUUAUUAAUGCAUCUUGACCAUCUUUAAAACAUUUUUUUGUAGAAUUUGAAAAAAGGAAAUUAAAGUGGUCAUAGGUGAAAAAACUGGAUCUACUUUUUAGUCAAUGAAAGAUGAGACCUUUCGUUCAUCAUGCACACUAAAAAAAGACUUUGGAAAAUACUUAUUCUGCAUCGUUUAGGAAAGGAGAAAAAGAGCAAUAGUUAACCCGACAAUUUUCCUGUCUGUUCAACAAACUGCAAAUAAAUACAAAUGCUUUUUACUUUUACAGUAAAUGUUGAAAACAGUUACACAAAUGCACUGUUUCAUAAAUCUAAGGGGCUUGGCACAUAACAUGUCAAAAAAUAAAAUAAAAACAGUCGCUAACACAAAAUAGACACACUUCUCACAUUUUGGCCAGGAAGUAGCACAGACUGGGACUAUCUCUAGAGGUUUAUGUAUUUUUAUAUGUUCACAAUUGUGUGGCUAAGGGUGCAGGAUGGGGGCGCGCAGGACAAAAAACACUUGAAUAAAGAAGGGAGGCAACGUUGAUUCCGUCAAGGCGUUGAAUUCACUUUCUUUGACUCUGUUUUUUUUUUUUUUUUAUAGAAAAUCUCUGCUAAGAAUUAAAGUCCCACUCCAAUUAUCUUUUGACUUAUAGUAAAAGUGUUCCAGUGGGUUUUUGACUAUGUUUUAUCAAAAAACCUGUGUCUUGUUCUAGGACAAAGUUUCUGAAGAGCAGCAGGAGUUAAUUGGAAAUUCACCUAUUAGAUGUGGGCGGGACUGUAGGUUUGAAAAAAAAGCCUGCCUUUAUUUCCCAUCAUCCCUUUAUUUACACUCUCUCCCGCUAGCUUACAGCCCCUCACAACCUAAAGGCCGUGUCACACACCCACUACAUACGGUUUCCAUUUUUUCCACAUAAGAAAUUUCGGUCUUUCAUGAGACAUGCGUGAUAUGUGUAAUUUAGAAGUAUUUCUUGCUUUCGCCAUUCGUCAACUUGCGCAGAUGUCCGUGGAGGGUUUCAGUCGUCUGGUCUUGACAUGAAUUUGGUUUUGAGCUGUUCAAAAUUUUUGAUCAGUGGAGAAUUAUGCAGUUGAUGCAUAUUUUAUGUCCCCUACACAAAAUUAUUAAAUAAUUCUUAUGCAAUUGUUCGUGAUUUUUGCAAGACGCAGAAGCAAAUUUGUGUUUUUAUGACCGUUUGUUUUAGCGUGGUUUAUUUGUACUUGUUCCGUGGUUUUAACGUGGCUCAUUCGUGAUACAUCUGUGAAAAUCUCACGUAAAGACCACAACUUUUCCCACAUAUAUUCACGUACGACCAAUUGUUAUUUGUACGUAGUGGCUUUGUGACAUGGCGUUAAAUGGCGAGCAAUAUUUGGAGCUCUCCGGCCGUACAGUUUUGAGCCAGAUGCCAGCUCAGAAACAGAGAACAAAGGCAUACAUGGAUCUAGUCGUCUAUAAGAGGAUGCAUCGGAAUGGAGCACAUACAUGAAACCUACAAGCUUUUAUUUUUUUCGUCUGCUCCUGAUUUACAACAAUUUGAAUGGAAAAAGAGGACUCAGAAAUCUCUAAAAUAAGCUUAAUUUCCUUUUUAUCCCUUGUGCUAUCUUAGAAGACCCCCCCCUUACUUAGACGUGUUCUCCCUACCAUGACAAAGGUGGAUAAAGGUGGAAAGA